Messenger RNA from Vicugna pacos (alpaca), 2585 nucleotides. The record is from RefSeq and is a predicted model, not a curated record. NCBI's taxonomy places the organism in Eukaryota, Metazoa, Chordata, Mammalia, Artiodactyla, Camelidae.
UUGUAUUUUUUUUUAUUAUAAUGUUUUCUGGAAAAAAGGAAUUAAAUGUUUAAAUGUGAUUAAACCCCUGAAAGAGAAGCUUCUCUUGCUCAGGAAGGUGAAAGGUAAUCUGGAAUUAGGACAAACCCUUUCCACUUAAACCGAGCCGGGCCGCCACUGCACCGGGUUCUGCUCACCCAACUCAGACUUCUUCAGAGUAAUUUGGUAAAAUUACUCUGCCUCCGAGCCUCAGUGAACCCACCUGUAACGUGGAGAAGAUAGGGUAGACCAAUUUGCCUGGUUAUAAUUAAAAUUUCAAACUUGUUCCAGUCUUCCAACAAUUAUGAAAAACACCUAAGAGAGAGGCAGGGGCCGGGGCCCAGAGACAGAGGAAUACCUUUCCUCAGCUUGUCUACUAUCUCUGUGUCAUGGGUAAAUCAUACUCUUGGCAUUAAAUCCUUUUUUGGUUUCCCAUCACCCUCAGGACAGAAAUCUAAAUUGCUCAGUACAGCUCUGGCAGGGAGUUCUGGAGGCAGGGUGCAGAGUUGCUCCCAAUUCACAAAAGGGACAGACUUCCAUAUCCUGUAUCAGCCAGUCAUUGGAUGCUGGCUGCCUGUAACGGAGCCAAGAACUUGAGGAGGCAGUUUCCUUUGGUUAAAUGCCCAGUGGACAGAGGCCAGUGUGGCUGCAGUGGCGUGGCAGUUUCGGCAGCAGGGUGAGCUUCCUGAAGGAGUGGGUGAAAAACUAAUUCGUCUCCGUGUAGGAGUUCUUGUUCCUGCACCCCUUCUGUUCCAGUUGGCAGCCUCGGACUGUCUUUCUCCCAUAUAGAGGUACUCUGAGAUUUUUGUGGCAGAUUAGGGGGGUGUGUUGAUUCUAAGCAUUAAACAGCAUGUUUUGGUCACACAGACUAAUCUUACCUGAGCAAGAAACUCAGAGGAGGAGGAAAGAAGAAGGAAUGGAGUUUUCACAGAUCCCACCUCACGGUGACCCAGUGGCAUGGAACUGGGGAAGAGUCCCCUUUAGGGGGUCAUCCUUUGAAGGGAGGGCUUCCACUCCCGACGUCAUAUGUUACUGCAGACUCAGGGGACUGUUUACACUCAAGGAUGUAGCCAUCGAGUUCUCCCAGGAGGAGUGGGAGUGCCUGGUCCCUGCCCAGAGGGCCUUGUACAGGGACGUGAUGUUGGAGACCUGCAGGAACCUGCUGUCCCUGGGUGAGGAGAACUUCCCUCCGGAAGUCGGAAGCCAUUCUGCUGGAUUGGCAAUCAAGGAAUUAUUACCAAAAGAAGACAUUCAUAAAGGAGAAUUAUACCAUCUAGUGAUACUGGAAAGAAAGGAAAGCCAUGGCAUCGAGGAUUCUGACCUCAAAGAAAUCUCGGAAAAUAUGCACGAGUGUAAGCGCGUGUGGCGAUGUGAUGCAAGAAAUCACAAAGAAACGCCUCUGACCCUCAGCCGAACUCUCACUCACAGAGACGAUCAGGAUGACAAAUCCUUCAUCAGCUUUCCUCAGUGUGUUUCUGUAAAAAGUAAUACGUGUGAAUAUCUCACGCAUGAUAAGCCAUUCAAGAGAAACUUGUUAGAAAUGAAACACAGCAUAAGCAUGGCGGGAAGCACAUACAGGAACUGUCUGGAAAGCAGAACUGGAGUAAGUUUGCAGGCCCAGGCGGCUGCACUGCAGGGACUCCCGACUGAGGAGACAAUGUAUGAAUACAGUCAAGGUGAGAAGUCAAUCAACGGCGGUUCCUCAGUUUCACUUAAAAGAAAUCCUCGUAAUAUGAAAAACAUCUUGCUACCUGCACCAGACAGGAGAACACACACUAGAGAUAAAUCUCACAACUGCAGUGACUGUGGGAAGGCUUUUUGCAAAAGACCAAACCUUACAAAUCGCGAGAGACUUCAUUCUGCACAGAGGCCCUAUAGAUGUAAUGAGUGUGGUAACGCCUUCAACCAGUGUUCACACCUCACUACACACCAGAGCGUGCACCCAGAAGAGAAAUCAUACAAAUGUGAUGUAUGUGGCAAGGUCUUUAGUCGAAACUCACACCUUGCAAAUCAUCAGAGAAUGCACACUGGAGAGAAGCCUUACAAAUGUGACGAAUGUGGCAAAGCUUUUACCCAGUUUUCACACCUGACUAGACAUCAGAAAAUGCACGCUGGAGAGAAACCACACAAAUGUAACGAAUGUGGCAAGCACUUUACCCAACGUUCAAACCUCCUGGUACACCGCAGAAUUCACACGGGAGAAAAACCCUAUGCGUGUAAUAAAUGCGGUAAGGCUUUCACUGAGCGGUCGCAACUUUGGGGUCACGAGAGAACUCACACUGGAGAGAAACCUUACAAAUGUGAUGAGUGUGGCAAAGCCCUUACAAGACAUUCAUAUCUUACUCAACAUAAAACAAUCCAUACUGGAGAGAAACCUUACAAAUGUCGUGAGUGUGGCAAAGCUUACACCCAGUUUGCAAGCCUUACUAGGCACCUGAAAGCGCACACUGAGAGGGAACACAAGCCCCAUGUAUGUGGCAGUGCUUUUACUCAGAGCUCAAGGUAUAGGGCGCAUCAGAUAUUCCCUAGUAGAAACAAACCUUAAAAAGAAAAUGAUUCAGAAACAA